This is a messenger RNA of Phytomonas sp. EM1, 1128 nucleotides long. The record is from the annotation of a GenBank genome assembly. NCBI's taxonomy places the organism in Eukaryota, Euglenozoa, Kinetoplastea, Trypanosomatida, Trypanosomatidae.
GCUCGGAGUAUAACCGUAAUUUCUAAGCGUUUAAAAGACAAGGCAAGUAAAUUUUAUUUCCUUAUUUUUCUCAGCUUGUUUAUUUGGACCUAUAAGUGCCUUUUACAAAGCUAACCUUUUCAUAUUAACAUUCCCUUCCUUUUUAUAUUUGCAAUUACAUCUAUUCAAACGGAUUGGUAUGGGAUUGUCAGCAUUGUGUCGUACUAAUGACGAAGAAAGAAAGGUGCUUUUGAGUUUGCAAUGUACUCAUAAACUAGAUGCUCAUAUUCCGUGAUUUGACUAGUUGUUUAUGUAUUCACUUUUCUUACAUCAAAAUUAUAACUAUGACUUGUUUAAUUAAGUAAUUUUCCUGUUAAGGUUGCUAAUAUGGGUCGCAACUUUUCCGACGAAAGGUGGAGGGGUGGCUAACACAUGACAUCUUUUUAUGAGUAGCUAACUUUACUCCCUGAAACGAUGUUCUUUACCACUCAACAUUGGUGUAGGUCAAAAUUCUUAGACGCGUUGUUUCACCUUUCCUUCACAUUCCGUGAAUUUUACAGUGCCAGUCCUCCCGCCCCAUUCGUCUUGCUAUCGCGGAGGGACAAAUACAAGUGAUUACAUUCACAAAUAGAAAACUAGUGCAUUUCGAUGUCCAGUCUGGCGGUAAAGCGUGCAAUGCGAGACUUUGAUGUUCUCUCUCGCGUCUGCGCCACUGGGGAGGAUCCGUUUCUCGUUAGUAUUUCCCAACAGGAUGAAGAUCUGUUUCAUUGGUGCGUAGUGAUUAACCCGCCGCCCGAAAGUGUCUACGCCGGGAUUUCCUACGAGCUCCUGUUGAGCCUAUCCCCAAUAAGUUAUCCUAUUGAGCCGCCGUCUAUUCGGCUGCUCACCCCGAUCUUCAAUCCUAUUGUUUCCGCGGAAGGGAAGAUCUGUGAAGGGCUUCUAGCAAGUUUAGAUUGGAAGCCGACCAAAAAGCCCACAGAUGUGUUAAAACUCAUCGUGGAAUCGAUUUUUUUGAAUUACAAACGCUAUGAUGUGCUCAACGAACGGGCCGCAGAGCUUUUGUACAUGGAUGAGAAGAAGUUCAUCGAAGAAGUCCGUUUACAUAAAAUGAAUAUCGUAGGAGGACAAGGAAACACACCAAUCCUCUAA